Molecule: messenger RNA, 252 nt
Organism: Syngnathus typhle (broad-nosed pipefish)
Lineage: Eukaryota; Metazoa; Chordata; Actinopteri; Syngnathiformes; Syngnathidae
Gene: ost4
Product: oligosaccharyltransferase complex subunit 4 (non-catalytic)
Exons: 3
Coding region: 14-127 (37 amino acids)
Cellular component (GO): oligosaccharyltransferase complex
Source: RefSeq, a predicted model, not a curated record
UAAAAACAUAACAAUGGUGACUGACGUGCAGCUGGCAAUCUUCGCCAACAUGCUUGGUGUGUCCCUAUUCCUGCUGGUGGUACUCUACCACUACGUGGCCGUCAACAACCCCAAGAAGCAGGACUAAAAACUGGUGCAAUCAUGAUGGGAAUCGUCGCCACCACACUACCCAGGAAACAAACAUUCCCCCCCCAAAAUGAUUUCCCAAGGAUUAUGUAGUUGUUACUUUUUUCAAUAAAUAAUGCCAAGAAA